UGCAGUGUGUUGGUCUGAGUGUGGUGUGUGAUAUCUUGCUCUGUUACUUACCACAAUCUCAGCCUUGUGGUCAAACAGAUGAACAUUAUAUUUUGCAGAUCCUGUUGUAUGAAUAUGGACCUACCAUAGUGGACCGGCUCGGUCAUCAAGUCCUUUCGCAGUCUGAACAAUGCAAACUAAUACGGCAUGAGCGAAAGAUCGGGUUGGCGAAUUUCAAAAGGUACUGAUCAUGCGCACGUUAGGUCGCCGGUGGUGCAUUUGCGACCUCGAGGAUUCAAAGAGACGGUAUUCUGCCUUGUUGAAUACAUACGAUCUGCGUGGCACAUGGGUUCAGUCCCCAGACGUCCGAGAUGAACAUGGUGUUGGUAUCCAUGUAGGCGACUACAAGACCAAACUUGAAGAGGGAGCCAUCGUCGAGCUAGAGGUGAUCUUAAAACUAUGGACUAUCAAACCACGCAACAAUCCUAUCAACCCCCAUGAUGCCCAGGGGUCUCGCGUGUAUCAGAUCAUGCUCCAGCACAUGCAGCUUCUGCUAUGUGCUAAAUAUAUGCAGACCGCUUUCGUGGACUCACUAAGCGCUAAGGAAGGGAAAAGAAGGGCCGUGGACGAGGCAGUUGACCAGUCGCCAUCUAAAAAAGGUUUCUUUACCACUAUGCUUGAAGAUGACGAGCCGGAGUACGAUAUGAUCGAGUAGAUUCGAGCU
Molecule: messenger RNA, 703 nt
Organism: Suillus bovinus
Lineage: Eukaryota; Fungi; Basidiomycota; Agaricomycetes; Boletales; Suillaceae
Exons: 2
Coding region: 230-694 (154 amino acids)
Source: RefSeq, a predicted model, not a curated record